Gossypium raimondii (Peruvian cotton) is the source of this 1690-nucleotide messenger RNA. RefSeq names its product syntaxin-32. Gene Ontology annotation, biological process: vesicle fusion; endoplasmic reticulum to Golgi vesicle-mediated transport; intracellular protein transport. Gene Ontology annotation, molecular function: SNAP receptor activity; SNARE binding. The transcript has 5 exons. The coding region runs from base 346 to 1365 and encodes 339 amino acids. NCBI's taxonomy places the organism in Eukaryota, Viridiplantae, Streptophyta, Magnoliopsida, Malvales, Malvaceae. The record is from RefSeq and is a predicted model, not a curated record. Gene Ontology annotation, cellular component: endomembrane system; SNARE complex; Golgi membrane.
UACGUCGGUGACAACAUUAGUGCGUUAGCCAUUGCGCCCCCAAAAUCUCCGCUCAAUUGUUUUCUCCGUUUGGGAUAUUUACAUCUUUGAUUGAUUUUCCCUUCUAAAGCCACACCCUCCGAUCCCAUGUAUACUCGUUGCAAUUUUUAAGCUUCUAAUUCCAAACAUUAGGAUUUCAGAUCUCGAUUUGAAGUAAGAAUCUACGUUCGUUUCCCUGUAUUUUUUCCCUAAUUCAAACAAAAUCGAGGAAAUUCAAAUUUUAGGCCUUUCAGUUUAAUCAAAUGUUUGGUUAGGUAUUUUGGGAUUUCAAUUUGAAGAUCGAGAGGGUUUUUUCUUCUUCUCAAAAUGCCUGUGAAAUUGGCGCAAUCGUCAUUUAGGGAUCGGACACAAGAGUUUCAAAGCGUAGCGGAGAGGUUAAGGAAGUCGUUUUCGUCUGGGCCGGGUCAAAAUGGACCGAGUAGCAGUACGUCGAGAGCUGAGGAACAGAGAUCUGUGGUUGCUCAUCAAUCGGAGUUUAAUAGGAGGGCUUCUAAGAUUGGAUUUGGGAUUCAUCAGACCUCGCAGAAGCUAUCAAAGUUAGCAAAAUUGGCCAAGAGAACUUCAGUUUUUGAUGACCCCACCAUGGAAAUCCAAGAGCUCACUGCAGUUAUCAAGCAGGAUAUCACUGCACUUAAUUCUGCCGUUGUAGACCUUCAGCUUUUCUGCAAUUCUAGAAAUGAAGGUGGUGUCUCCAGUGACACGUCUAGUCAUUCAACCACAGUUGUAGAUGACUUGAAGAAUCGCUUGAUGAGCACCACGAAAGAGUUCAAAGAUGUUCUCACCAUGCGAACAGAGAAUUUAAAGGUUCAUGAGAAUAGAAGACAGUUAUUUUCUUCCAAUGCUACAAAGGAUUCUCCAAAUCCUUUUGUACGGCAGCGUCCCCUGGCUGUCAAAUCAGCGGCUGGAGCUGCAAACAACCUUCCUAAGUGGGCUAAUGGGUCUGCAUCUUCAUCUCAGUUGUUUCCCAGAAAGCAGACGGAUGGGGAAAGUCAGCCAUUGCUCCAGCAUCAACAGCAGCAGCAGCAACAAAUGGUUCCAUUGCAAGACAGUUACAUGCAGAGCAGAGCUGAAGCUCUUCAGAACGUAGAAUCCACUAUUCACGAGCUUGGCACCAUCUUCAACCAGCUAGCUACUCUGGUUUCUCAGCAAGGAGAGCUAGCUAUCAGGAUUGACGAGAACAUGGAUGACGCGUUAGCAAAUGUGGAAGGAGCACAGGGAGCUUUGCUUAAGUACCUAAACAGCAUAUCAUCUAACAGGUGGCUAAUGAUCAAAAUAUUUUUUGUAUUGAUUGUUUUCCUUAUGGUUUUCCUAUUCUUUGUAGCAUAGUCAAUAAAGUAAGAUGGCUGGUUAGAAAGAUAAAAAAAAAAAAAAAGAGGGAGAGGAGAGAAGAAGAUCCUUUUCUUAGCCUUCUAUUCUUUUCAUAUAUUGCAUCAUUUUUCCCUUUUACUUUAAAGUCACCAUCCAGUCCUGCAGAAUUGUAACUUUUUGUUUUACCAUGAUGUGUAUGUAUGUAUGUAUCGGUACAUGUAAAUUGCACAAGGUAUUGGGAAAAUGGCUGAAUUAUUCCUUUUUACUGUGGGUGUUAUUUGACAGAAUGUCUCCCAAUGUGCCACUCUUUUCAAUGAUAUCUACUUUUAGAGGUUCAUUUUAA